UGUAAGUAGAAAGUAGAAACAGAGGAAGCUGUCUUAACAUAUUUCUCUUGGCAACGAACUCAUCCACGUGUCGAAGAACUGACAACCCUCCACUCCGGCGACAAUGUACAGAACGGCGGCGAAGCGUCUUCUCGGCGCUGGUUUAAUAACCAACCGCCUCCUCCGAAUCCGAUCUCCCAAGCUCACGUCCACCAUCAUCCCUUCCUCUCACACUUCCAAUCUCUGCACUCAAUCGAUGGUUAACACUGAAUCACCGAUUAGCAAUCAGUCGGGUCCCACGGCGGCUUCCACGGCUACAGGGGAAGGAACUCGUAGGAAACCAAGACCCGAGAUUCAGGAAGAGCAAGCUCGUGUUCUCUCAGCGUCUCUCCGUCACGUGCCGAGGUUAGGUUGGACGGAGGAAGCGAUGAUGGCUGGUUCAAGAGAUGUCGGUGUGUCUCCUUCCAUUGUUGGGUCUUUCUCCAGGAAAGAAACUGCUCUUGUCGAGUACUUCAUGGAUGAAUGCCUACAACUGCUUAUCGACAGAGUUGACUCUGGAUUGGAUUUGCAAAACAUGAUUCCAAGUGAACGCAUCUCCAAGCUCGUCAGAAUCCGGUUAGAAAUGCAGGUUCCUUACAUGUCAAAAUGGCCUCAAGCUCUCAGCAUCCAAGCGCAUCCAGUGAACGUACCAACGAGUUUUAAGCAGAGGGCAAUGCUGGUUGAUGAGAUAUGGCACAGUGUUGGAGAUGGAGCCUCGGAUUUAGAUUGGUAUGUGAAACGCACUGUUCUUGGAGGUGUUUACUCAACCACCGAGAUUUACAUGCUUACAGAUGACUCCCCAGAGUAUAGGGAUACAUGGGCAUUCCUUGAUGACAGAGUCAAAGAUGCUUUUGAUCUCAAGAAAAGCAUACAAGAGGCCAAGUAUUUUGCACAAGACAUUGGAGCUGGAGUAGGGAAAUCGUUUGAAGGUCUGAUGAAUGGAGUUAUGCACACCAUGUCCACACGUCGUGGUGGUGGUGGUAGUAGCUCUACGUUUUGAGAAGAUGCACACCUUUAGAAAAAAAUUAAUUUGCUUCAUCCUUAUAGAGAUAAUCACAAUAUUUUGAGUUUGAGAUAUGCUUAUAAUAAAAUUGUAUCACUAUGUAUGACUUGAGAAGUGUAUAAACUUUUUUUUGUCGAGUAAAAAACCAAUGAGUUUGUGAA
This is a messenger RNA of Raphanus sativus (radish), 1182 nucleotides long. RefSeq lists its product as uncharacterized. Lineage: Eukaryota; Viridiplantae; Streptophyta; Magnoliopsida; Brassicales; Brassicaceae. Gene Ontology annotation, molecular function: lipid binding. Gene Ontology annotation, biological process: ubiquinone biosynthetic process. The transcript is spliced from 6 exons. The coding region runs from base 104 to 1018 and encodes 304 amino acids. Gene Ontology annotation, cellular component: mitochondrial inner membrane. The record is from RefSeq and is a predicted model, not a curated record.